AGCAACGUGUAAAAUCGAAACUGAAAUCGCUUCUCGAAAACAAACGCUUUAAAAAGCUGCACAGCAAUCGGUCUGUCUUCAAGAUGGUGUUUGGAACAAAAACACGGGUGUUUUUAAGGAAUCAACCUGAACAAUUAAUAAAUGUCCAAAAUGGAAUAAUGAACAGGCUGAAAAGACGCCUUGAGAUCCAGCUGGUGAAUUCAGUUGAUAGCAGUGAUGUCAGCAUCGUUUUUGUUCCAAUUGUGUCUCGGGCCGGAACAGACAUUGAAGCUGCACUUCGAACUAUUCCAACAUCUCCCCAACAGUCUGUUGUCCUCAUAGUUAUCCACCACACCUUUGAUGGAGAUUACAUUGCUCCAGUCAGCAAAUUGUCUGUGAAAAGGGAAGGUGUGUUUGCUGUAGACUUCCUCGGUCAUGAAGAUUGUGGACUGCUGACAUGCUUGGCCAAUGAUAUGGCACUGAAAUCCCUCACUGAUUAUCUGGCCCCUGAGGCACCAGAUACCCUGCAGCUUCUACCAAAUAAUCCACAAUGUCCAAGACAUUAUUGGAUCAAGUUUGUUGUCCUCUGUUGUCCUUUUUUUGUCGUUUGUGUCCUCUGUAUUGUGCUACUUGUUUAUUUUCUCGAUCAGCCAAGUCAAGGAAAAAAUCACACUCUACCUCUGAAUAUGACCAACAUAACUCAACCUAUAACUACACCUGCAACUACACAGUAGCCUAAUGUAACUGUAUCUAAAUAGAAGACUGUUAUUAUGCAUCUACUUUCUUUAUUUAACCAGGUGAGUCAGUUGGGAACCAGUUCUCAUUUACAAUGACAACCUGACCAAGAGGCAACAUGAAAACUAAUACACUACACAAACAGCUAUAAACAAUGACAUGUAAAAAACACUAAAAACAUGUACAGUGAUCAAGAGUUAGUGACUGAAUUGAAUAUUUAAAGGAAGAAAGCGAUAUAAAUUAACUAAGCUUAAGAGUCCGCUGCAGAUGGGGACUGUAUACUGUACAAGGGAGUUUUACCGAUAAGAGUUUUAUAAAUGAACAAAAACCAAUGAAUUUGACUGCGAGAAUAAAGAGAAGACCAAUUCAACAUCUGUAACGCCAAAGCAGCUCAAUCUAACUACAGCUAGAGCAGUCUAACAUAAUGGUAACUAAACAGCAACAAGUGUUUAGCUAUAACUACACAGCACACUAAUCUAACAGUAGCUGCAAAAUAAAUAUAUAUAAAAAAUUUGUCUAAUAUCGAUUCUUCUGAAUCAGCUGUUACAUACAGUUACAUUUUUUUAUUUUGACAAUGAGUCGAUCAAACUUGUUGCAAGUAUUUUUGACAUCAGUCAUUAUAUAAUUAUUCUAACUAGAAGAAAAAAAAUGAAACCAAACACUAUAAAAUGAUUCUGUGCUUCAUAAAGGUUUCAUUUAGAACAUUUUGUGAUGAAACUGUUUUUUUCCGUUUCUAAGAGUUUCUUGGACAAAUCUACUAUAACGUGUAUUUUAGGUUUAAGAUUUAAUCCAUUUAAAAUAUUUAAUGCUUAUUAAACACAUUUAUAAUCUUGCAAUAAUUCACUAAUGCAUGAAUUCAUAUUCCUUAUAUGAGUCUGUAGGUAAACAGCUCAUGUAUUUUAGCUUCUAAUAAUGAUUAAAACUCUCAUAUGCUGCUGCUAAAAUGUAAUG
Tachysurus vachellii is the source of this 1665-nucleotide messenger RNA. RefSeq lists its product as uncharacterized. The transcript is spliced from 4 exons. The coding region runs from base 84 to 713 and encodes 209 amino acids. The record is from RefSeq and is a predicted model, not a curated record. NCBI's taxonomy places the organism in Eukaryota, Metazoa, Chordata, Actinopteri, Siluriformes, Bagridae.